Messenger RNA from Thalassophryne amazonica, 3238 nucleotides. Its product is annotated as glucocorticoid receptor-like. Gene Ontology annotation, molecular function: DNA-binding transcription factor activity; sequence-specific DNA binding; steroid binding. The record is from RefSeq and is a predicted model, not a curated record. Gene Ontology annotation, cellular component: nucleus. The transcript is spliced from 10 exons. Lineage: Eukaryota; Metazoa; Chordata; Actinopteri; Batrachoidiformes; Batrachoididae. Gene Ontology annotation, biological process: nuclear receptor-mediated glucocorticoid signaling pathway; regulation of DNA-templated transcription. Bases 435 to 2777 code for a protein of 780 amino acids.
AUAUAACUUUAAAGCGCUCGGACUUUUAUUGGCGCUACUGGCAGAGUAUUUCAGAGCAGAAGUGUUGAUUCUGUGUAGAUUUACUGUGAGAUCGCGACCUCCUGGCGGUCGGAUCACUUUGCGCCUGCUUGCCCGCCGCCGCGCGUUAAAAGUUCUCGGCAGCCCGGAGAACGGCGGCGCACACGGAGGAUCCGGACACGGGGGGAGAUGGACGUUGACUUACGUCAUUAAAAAAAUUCUUCUGAGGAUGAUUUCCUGCCAUGCGGGGAGAGAAGAAGCAACAAAUCCACAAGACAUUUCCUCAAGGCUUUGAGCGCAGGAGCUGCCGUGCGUCAUUCGUAUUUUUUUUUUCCCUCCGUUCUUCAUCCAGUUUGGAGAUGACCUAAACCAGAGGAGCGCAUCGGAGCUGUUUUUAAUCACAGCAGGAUUGAGAAAUGGAUCAGGGCGACCUCAAGCGCAGUGGUAACAGAGACGACAGCCUUAUCUUGUUCAAGAUGGGCGACAGAGCGGGAAGCGAUACGGUGGGGUACAGCCCUAUGACUGUACCCCAGCCUACCACGGCCCCAAAUGGACAGGGUGGGACCAAAGAUCACGGGGAGCUCGGAGGUCUCUUUGAGUCCUCUUUCCAACAUGUUCAGUCUGAGGACUCAGAUGCUAAGGACAGUAAAUUCUUCAAAAUCCAGAAAGAACUGCAACAGCAGGAUAUUGGUGUGUUUGACAUAGAGGACAACUUGUCAUUGUUGAAUGAAAGCAUUGCAGAGAUAAACGCACCAUCCACUUCUGUCAUCAGCAGCUCUGACACCUCUGUCCUGGGUAACCUCCCUCUGCCUGACCUUUUUCCUCAGUAUGUCAAGCAGGAAGGGGGUUUUUCUGUGGAUAAGGACUUGGGGGCAUACAGUGGGCCAACAGGCUCCAGUCUGAGGGGGUUGUCAGCCAGUGACAAUCGCCUAAGUGAUGAUGCCGACAUUUGGAAAGACCUGGAUCUUCCUGGUUCAAAGCCAGAAAUCAGUGAGUUUGAUUGGCGUAAUGAGAUGGCACACUUGAAUAACAUCCUGCACGAGAGCGGGGCUGGCGCAGGUGGUCCUGUCAGCAGUUUGCUCAAAGGUAAUGGAGGAAACUGUACCAGUGUGAAUGGCACGGGCCAGCAGCAACCUGUUAUAAAUCAGCAGCAGCAGCUUCUUCAGGAGACGCAACCUCAAGAUCAGCAGCCACUGUCACUGUCCAGCAUUAUAAUCAAGGUAGAGGACCCUGAGGACAUCUGCAGCCAUGCUUGUUCCAAUAUGGUUAAAAAGGAAAAGGAGGACAGCUCUGGUUUCUGCCAGUCACCCUGUCUCCAGAGUAGCCCGAGCAUCCUCCAUGGAGGAGGACUCACACCUUUUGCUACAGGCGCCGGCACGUCCAUCAGUUACCCCUACAGAGCCAACAUAUCUUCCACAGUGGACCUACAAGACCAGAAGCCUUUUAGCAUGUACUCAAAUCUACUUCCUGUGGGGGACAAGUGGGUCAAGGGAAACAGGUAUGCAGACGCAUCCGGGACACAGAGGAGGGAAGACGGACUCCCAGGCGCUGUCUCCUUGGCUACUUUUCCUGUUGCCUUCCCCAGCAUGUCACCCAGACCUGGAGAGACGAGCAGCUCCGUUGGGCCGGUCCAAACCAAGUCCAGUGGGCAGACACAUAAGAUCUGUUUAGUGUGCUCAGAUGAGGCCUCAGGAUGCCACUAUGGGGUUGUGACCUGCGGCAGCUGUAAGGUGUUUUUCAAAAGGGCUGUUGAAGGAUGGAGAGCACGGCAAAACUCAGAUGGCCAGCACAACUACCUGUGUGCUGGAAGGAAUGACUGCAUCAUUGACAAGAUCCGUAGGAAGAACUGUCCAGCCUGUCGCUUCAGGAAAUGUCUGCAAGCUGGAAUGAACUUGGAAGCAAGGAAACACAAGAAGCUGAUUAAGAUAAAAGCUCAGCGGUCUUCUGGAACAUCAGAACCCAGUAUCAGCCUGCCUCUGCCAUUUAUCCCUAGAGCCAUGCCACAAAUCAUGCCCACUAUGCUGUCCUUGCUGAAGGCCAUUGAGCCAGAGAUCAUCUACUCAGGCUAUGACGGCACGCUGCCUGACACGUCAUCCCGUCUGAUGACCACUCUAAACAGGCUGGGGGGCCAGCAGGUCAUUUCUGCAGUGAAGUGGGCCAAGUCUCUACCAGGCUUCCGUAAUCUGCACCUAGAUGACCAGAUGACGCUGUUGCAGUGCUCGUGGCUUUUUCUCAUGUCCUUCAGUCUGGGCUGGCGGUCAUACGAGCAUUGUAACGGCAGCAUGCUCUGCUUCGCCCCUGACCUCGUCAUCAACGAGGAGCGUAUGAAGCUGCCCUUCAUGAAUGACCAGUGUGAGCAGAUGCUGAAGAUCUGUCAUGAGUUCGUCAGACUACAGGUGUCCUACGAGGAGUAUCUGUGCAUGAAGGUUCUCUUACUGCUCAGUACAGUGCCAAAAGAUGGCUUGAAGAGCCAAGCAGUGUUUGAUGAGAUCAGGAUGACGUACAUCAAGGAGCUGGGGAAGGCCAUCGUGAAGCGAGAGGAGAGCUCCAGUCAGAACUGGCAACGCUUCUACCAGCUCACUAAGCUACUGGACUCCAUGCAGGAGAUGGUCGAAGGUCUCCUCCAGAUCUGCUUCUACACCUUUGUGAAUAAAACGCUCAGUGUGGAAUUCCCAGACAUGCUGGCGGAGAUCAUCACCAGCCAGAUACCAAAAUUCAAAGAUGGGAGCGUCAAGCCUCUGCUGUUUCAUCAGAAAUGACUGCCUUAAGCUGUGAAGCAUUGCCUUAAAUCCUGCCCGUUCCUUAGACCUCCCUGGGACCCCAAGCUUUCACACUGAAUCCCAGACCGUUUCAGGCUCUACUCUGCCCCUCAGCAUUCUAUUUACUGCUCCCAGGAAUCCUCCCUUUCAAGCCCCAAGGUUUCCGCCACAAUAUGAGCACAAUACUGGUGGCUCCCGGCCCUUACCUGAUUCUCACCUGUAGCUCUCCAGCUUGUUGAACCAAGAAGGAUUUGGCCUCCAGGGACACAUGUUGACUCUGAAUGUCUCAGUCCAGACUUUAAUUUUCCUUCCUGGCCACAGCAAACUCACGCCCUCCUCCGUCCACCCCCCCACAAGUCUACAGAUACAGUACUCCUCUGGGUGCUCAUCUGCGUUCACUGUUUUACUCCUGUUUUCGCUGGCACGCCACCACCGAACAGUGGGGCAAAAAAGUAUUUAGU